AUGAGGAGGAGAAGGAGCAGUAACAGGAGCAGGGACAUGGAUUAUUUCAUGAGGAUAAGACCAAAAGAAGCAUAUGAAUUUCCAGCACCUGGAUUUCUGCAAUCAAAAACUCAUUGUCCGUGGUUAGUGUAUCGUCAUGGGGAAGAUAAUUUAUGUCAAACCUUUUGUAACAUUAAUUCAUCUUCAAGAGGUGUCAUCUUCAAGGAUAUUCCGAAUUUACGACGGCAAGGAGUAGUCUAUUGUUCCCCUGAUGGGAACCGGAUACUUUUGAGCAAGUUCACUCCAGAGGAGCAGUUCUUUUUUGCGUGGAGUGUCAAAGAGGACGAAGUAAUCCAUUUGCCUCCUCUCGGACGACGUCUUGGAGCUUAUAUUAUUCGUUAUGGAUUGUUGUCAGAUUCCUCACCCUCUUUGGUACUUUUAUUUGUUGAACAGAUGCCUCGGAUCUUAUAUUUCCGCAUUGGUGACCGAGACAACACUUGGAGAGUGUUCAAUUAUGCUGAUAGCAUUAUAGCACAAACUGGUUACCCUCUUAAACCACGAUAUUUCUUGUGCAGUCCUGUCAUCUUCAACGGCACCAUAUAUGCCACGGCCUCCGGCUACACAGAUCUGGUGCAGAUUACUAUUGAUUACGACAAUGAUCAUUGCGAGACGCGUUUGUUAAUGCCGGAAGAUGAUGAUGAACGUGCAGGUUUCCUCGCAAAACGGCACUGUCAAGGUUUAGUCUCACGCCACUUUGUAAGGAUUUUCUUGGUGAAUUUGGGGGAUCAAGAUCUCUAUCUCAUCUUAAUGUACCCGCUGUCUAUAAAUCGAUAUCGAGAUGAACUGUCAAUAUCCAUUCUCCAAUUUGAUUUUUCGUCGAAUACUUGGCAGGAAAGGACAAGUUUGAAUGGGGGGACUGUUUUCUUGUGCCCUGACUACUCACUUUCCUUAAGCACUGUUGGCGGCUCAAACAGCGAAUGGAGUUACAUAUAUUUCACCUUUGAGAACGAUCAAACCUUGUUCUCUUACAGGGUCGAGGAUGAGAAAGUUACAUCAUAUUUGGUUUGCCCACCCAAUAUUCUAGAAGGGGAAAAAUGGCUUCCUUAUUGGAUUAUGCCUGCUCUGCCUCUUGAUGAUGGUCAUGAGCUUGUUAAUAAUCAGCAACAACAGCAGGAGAAUGCACCUGAUUUCACAGGUGUAGUAACUAGUGACAUGGCGGAGUUUUGGAACAAGUGUAGACGACAAAGAAGCCGUCCUACUAAGAGAAGACGGGUGAUGGAGCAGCAGAAUGAAUCAGCAAUGGCUGCAAACUCUGGAAAUAUUCCUUCGUUGUGCGACCUACCCCAAGAGGUACUUGGUUUGAUUGCGGGAAAUCUGUGCUAUGUUGAUUACAUUCAUUUUCGCUGUCUCAAUCGAGUUUGCAGCUCCAGCAUCGUUCGCCCGAUGUUGAAUUCCUUCUUCCGUCCAUCCUUGAUAUACAAGGAUAGAAGUAAAGAUGUGUACAAUAUAGUGGCCGAUUCCAAUCUUAGUCGAAAAUUGUCAGUUAAGGCUCCCACUGCCUUAAAAGACUAUGUGAUUCGUUGCACCAGAGGUGGUUGGUUACUCUUGGAAAACAGCCACGAUUUAGCUUUUCUUAAUCCAUUGACAAUGCAAAUACAUAAAGCAGGACAUGCUUGUGUAAGGGAGCAUCGAUCUGGAGAAACACAACGGAAAUCUGGAAAAGCACAAUGGAGGGCGUUUGGCGUCGAAAAAAAAGUUAUCAAAGGUUCCAGCAGUCCAGUAGUCUUGGGAAACUUGUUUUACUAUUUGGGGGAUAAUGGGAUGCUUGGAUGUGGGCGAUUUAUUAUUGAUCAAGAUGGAGAAUGCAUACCCUGCUGGGAAGUUCUCAAUGGCCUCGUCUUCCCUCGUCCAAAGUUUAAACGAAAUUAUCUGACCGAGUGUGGUGGAGAGCUUCUAUCCAUACUAGUGGGUGAUGAUGAUCGAGGAAAAAGACCGUGGGUUCGAGUAUUUAAGCUCAGGGAUCACGAGGAAUGGGAAGAAAUGGAAACGUUGGGAGGUCAUUGUCUAUAUUUGAGUAGACUGUCAUCGAUAUCUUGUCUCGCGCCAAAUCCAUAUGUGGCGAAUAGAAUUUAUUUUCCUAAAUUCUACAAGGAUGAAUUGGUGUAUUAUUCUUUAAGCACAAAGAGAUAUCAUUCUGCGGGGAGCCAACAAGAAUUGCAGAGUUUCAAUGAAACCAGCAGGUUCGUGGACUGUGCCUGGAUUCAGCCUAGCUGGACAUGA
Messenger RNA from Oldenlandia corymbosa var. corymbosa, 2259 nucleotides. NCBI's taxonomy places the organism in Eukaryota, Viridiplantae, Streptophyta, Magnoliopsida, Gentianales, Rubiaceae. The record is from the annotation of a GenBank genome assembly.